Molecule: messenger RNA, 1260 nt
Organism: Phragmites australis (common reed)
Lineage: Eukaryota; Viridiplantae; Streptophyta; Magnoliopsida; Poales; Poaceae
Exons: 1
Coding region: 155-1045 (296 amino acids)
Source: RefSeq, a predicted model, not a curated record
CAGCGCCUACUUCAUUCCAAAUUCAAAUUCCGAAUCCCCACCCCACCCGACCUCGCCUUCUUCUUCUUCCUACUACUCCUCCAUCUCUACAGGCUACAGCCCGGCCUGCUUCUGACAGGGAGGCUACAGAUCGAGCAGUCCAAGCACCCACAACAUGGGCUGCGUGUCGUCGGCGUUCCUGGAGGACGACGCCGACCGCCGCCGCAUCAUCGGCGUCUCUGCCUCCUCCCACCACCACAUCGUCUCCCUCACUUCCUCCACCUACGGCGUCCUCACUGCCCCCCGAGCAUACUCCACCACCGCCACGCCUUCUCCUCAGCCGCCGCCACCGCCUCCUCCUCCGCCCACCAUCUCAACGGCAAGGGCAACAAGGAGCACCCAAUCCCAGCCCCUGCCGCCGGAUGAGGUCAUCAACUCCUGGGAGCUCAUGGCCGGCCUCGUCGAUCCCUCCACCCCAGCCAAGGCCACCCAUGCCCCAGCAGGGGGCAAGGCCGACAGGGACCGCCGCCGCUGCAUCCGCUUCCCUCCCCGCCCAAUCGACGGCAACUCUUCCCCUGAGGAGUCGGCGGCGGUGCUCUACACCACGUCCCUGCGCGGCGUCCGCGCCACCUUCGAGGCCUGCAAUGCCGUGCGCGCGGCGCUGCAGGCCCACGGCGUGGCCUUCCGGGAGCGCGACGUCUCCAUGGACCGCGGCUUCCGGGAGGAGCUGAGGGAACUCGCGGGCUCCCCCGUGGUGCCCAGGCUGUUCGUGCGGGGCCGGCACGUGGGCGGCGCGGACGAGGUGCUGCGGUUGGACGAGGAGGGCCUGCUGGCGGCGCUUCUGGAGGGCCUGCCCAAGGCGAGGGGAGGCAGGUACUGCUGCGACGGAUGCGGCGGCAUGAGGUUCCUGCCCUGCUUCGACUGCUCCGGCAGCCGAAAGGUGGCCGUGUCCCUAGCGGUGGCGGGCCCAGGGAAGGCGAACAGGAGGAGGAAAGCGGCGGUGAUGGUGGUGCGUUGCGGGGAGUGCAAUGAGAACGGCCUCGUGCUCUGUCCAAUCUGCUCCUGAUCAUCCAUCCCAUCGUCUUCACCUGUGUUGUGUUGGGGAACUGCAACUCUCUUCAGUUGUCCCAAUAUAAUGCUGUGUAAUGCUGCUGCUGCUGCUGCUGGGAUUAUUGACCAAUCAAAUCAAAUGAAUCGCUCUACAAUCACUCGAUCCGAGAUUCUUCUUCUUCUUCUUUUGUCUCUCCUCUUCUCGGAAAGACAGAAAUUCGCAUGAAUGGA